AUGCACCUCAUGGAUUUCGCUAUGCAUGUUCGAGGGUGGAACAAUGUACGACGCAAUGGGAAUUUCGACGAGGAGUCCCAUCGAGUCCAAACACAUAGCAUCCAAAGGGUCCAUUCCAGUGCCGCGGGAUGUAUAGUCCGAAGAAAUACGCGCUCAUUACGCGGGAUCUACAAAACAAGAGGAAGGGCUAAUGAAGGAAUCGAAGAAGAGGAUCCUGGAGAGUGGUUGAACCUGACACUCGGUGGGAACUUAUUACCAGCACGAGACUCGGAGUCUGAGUUGGACCCGCUGUUAAGACCAGUUCCUUCCAAGGUUUUCUCAUGCAACUUCUGCAAGAGGAAGUUUUACAGUUCACAAGCCUUGGGUGGCCACCAAAACGCCCACAAGAGGGAGCGAGGUGCAGCCAGAAGAUAUCAAUCCCAUAGGACGAUGAUGAGUUUGCCGAUGAACAGUCAUGUGGUUCGAUCACUUGGCGUUCGACAGCAUUCGCUUGUGCACAAAUCAACCAUAGAUAGAGCUGCUGCUGCUGCGAGAUUUAAUGAUACCUACACGGUGCAGUUGGCAGUUGAUGAUGGGAUGGAUUUUAUGUGGCCGGGCAGUUUCCGUUUGGAUCCUCCACCAUCUGAACAGCCUGCAGAACCAUCCAAGCUUGACUUGAAUCUUCGACUCUGAUUUAUCUAUCUACUAUCUUGUCCAAGUUUAGAAAUCUCUU
Molecule: messenger RNA, 712 nt
Organism: Hibiscus syriacus
Lineage: Eukaryota; Viridiplantae; Streptophyta; Magnoliopsida; Malvales; Malvaceae
Product: zinc finger protein 7-like
Exons: 2
Coding region: 1-672 (223 amino acids)
Source: RefSeq, a predicted model, not a curated record